This is a messenger RNA of Pelobates fuscus (common spadefoot toad), 806 nucleotides long. RefSeq names its product cilia and flagella associated protein 299 (gene CFAP299). Lineage: Eukaryota; Metazoa; Chordata; Amphibia; Anura; Pelobatidae. The transcript has 6 exons. The record is from RefSeq and is a predicted model, not a curated record. Bases 35 to 736 code for a protein of 233 amino acids.
UAGGGACGCGGAGGAAGUGAAGCUGAAGCUGAAGAUGGAGGUAGACGAGAGCGGCGCCGGGAUGGACGGAGCGGACACGGAGUAUAAUACAUACGAAGACUUUUUGGACUCUCAGAUCACCCCUCUCGACCUGUACUAUCUGGAGGAUGAAGUUCUGGCCCGCCAACUUGUGGAACUGGGCUACCGAGGAAGUGGAGAGGUGCUGAAAAGAGAAGAGUUUGAAGCAAGGAAGGCAGCCGCAGAAGCUUCUCGGCUCUCCCAACGAACUCAACAAAAGAUAUUGUCAAGUGCAGGAAAAGACCUGAAAGAUAAUUUCCUGAAAGCAUUAGCCUUGAGGGAAGAAGCAAAUCGCAACGGGAAGAUGACUUCUAUCAUUUUUAUACGAGAUAAAAAUGUACGUGGGCAGGAGUUGUCAGGAUAUAUCGAUUAUUCUCACCGCCUAAAGACGGAGGAUUUUGAAAUCUACUUCAGUGGCAAAAAGAAACUUCUACCACGGCCUACAGAUUUAAGCUUUUACAACUGGGAGACCAAUGUUUCAACUUCAAACGCAAGUCCAAAUUACCAAGUGAUUGCUGAAAAUUCAUCCGGAUUACUGUUCAAAAAUAAGAGGGACAGGAAAAUACUAAACGUGGAUCCUAAGGUCUCCCCUGGAGAUAACUCAACAAGGACUCCUAUCCAAACCGAUCUUUACACACAAGUUGUCAUCUAUGAUCAUGUUACACGUCGUAAAACCUAAGUUUCAAACUGAACCAAGUGGACAACAUUACUGUAAUAAGUGAAAUAAAGAUCUUUCUUGUUCCAAUGUC